AUGAUUCUUCUCCUUCUCACCAUUCUUGGGGUCGCUGCUGCCGUCCCCAUCAGUGAUGAUGAUAAGAUUGUAGGUGGUUACACCUGCCAGGAAAACUCUGUUCGUUAUCAAGUGUCUUUGAACGUUGGAUACCAUUUUUGCGGAGGGUCCCUAAUUAACACAUUAUGGGUGGUUUCUGCUGCACACUGCUAUCAGAAGCAGAUGGAGAUCCGGCUUGGAGAACACAACAUCGAUGUCUUAGAAGGUCCAGAACAAUUUAUUAAGGUCUCUAAAGCGAUCCCGCACCCACAAUAUGACCAUUACUUCCUCGAUAAUGACAUCAUGUUAAUCCGGCUCCGUAAACCAGCCAAGAUAAACACCCGAGUCCAAGCGAUCAGCCUGCCCAGUCAAUGUGCAGUGGACGGCACUCAAUGUCUGAUAUCUGGAUGGGGGAAUACACUGAGUAGUGGAGCUAAUUACCCUGUUCUCCUGCAAUGCCUUCAGGCUCCAAUUCUUGAUGACCAAGUGUGCCAUGAUGCCUAUCCUGGGCAGAUUACAGGGAACAUGAUCUGUGUGGGUUAUAUGGAAGGUGGAAAGGACUCUUGUCAGGGUGACUCUGGCGGUCCCGUGGUUUGCAAUGGAGAGCUGCAGGGAGUUGUAUCUUGGGGUUACGGCUGUGCCUUGCCCGGAUACCCAGGUGUAUACACCAAGGUGUGCAACUAUCUGUCCUGGAUUGAGGCGACUGUUUCCAGCUACUAA
Molecule: messenger RNA, 738 nt
Organism: Nanorana parkeri
Lineage: Eukaryota; Metazoa; Chordata; Amphibia; Anura; Dicroglossidae
Product: trypsin-like
Exons: 5
Coding region: 1-738 (245 amino acids)
Biological process (GO): proteolysis
Molecular function (GO): serine-type endopeptidase activity
Source: RefSeq, a predicted model, not a curated record